This is a messenger RNA of Hippocampus zosterae (dwarf seahorse), 1349 nucleotides long. RefSeq names its product RAD9 checkpoint clamp component B (gene rad9b). Gene Ontology annotation, biological process: mitotic intra-S DNA damage checkpoint signaling; DNA replication checkpoint signaling; DNA repair. The record is from RefSeq and is a predicted model, not a curated record. The transcript is spliced from 11 exons. NCBI's taxonomy places the organism in Eukaryota, Metazoa, Chordata, Actinopteri, Syngnathiformes, Syngnathidae. The coding region runs from base 67 to 1209 and encodes 380 amino acids. Gene Ontology annotation, cellular component: checkpoint clamp complex.
UCAUGGUUAAAGUCAUGUUCCAAUUCACUUUUGAUUGUCUCGAGUCUGCAAGCAGUCACUGUGAAAAUGAACUGCACUCUUGAAGGAAACUGUAUAAAAGCUUUUGGAAAGGCCAUUCAUGCCCUUUCACGAAUUGGACAUGGGCUGUGGUUGGAUCCCACGGUCAAAGGGCUGGCUCUGAGAUCAGUGAAUUCAUCCCAGUCUGCAUAUAUCUGCUUCUCCUUUUCACCAAUGUUCUUCUACAACUACAGCCUGGCAUCAGCGCAGGCCAGUGAAUCCAUUAAAUGCAAGCUGCAAAUCAAGUCUCUGUUACCACUUUUCCGAUGCUUGACUUCAAUUGAGCGUAAUGUAGAGCGAUGUCAGAUAUCAUUCAGCCCCCACAAAGACACAGUAAAGAUCCAGUUUGUCUGUCGGCACGGAAUCACAAAAACCCACAACAUAUAUUACCAGGAGAGUGGAGCUCUACAGGCUGUGUUUGAUUCUCAUCUUUGUUCCAAUGUGCUGAAGGGUCCUGCUAGGCUUCUUGCGAGUAUGGUGAUGCAUUUCCAAAGAUCUCAGGAGGAAGUCACCCUCUCCAUAACUCCUAGCCGAGUCAGUCUGAGGAAUUACCAUGAUGGAAGAAAUGAUCACAUGAAGUUGACGUACACCGAGAUGGCCUUACACCCUGACGAGUUUGACUAUUUUCUAUCCGGAGAAGACUCGGCCAUAACCUUCUGUCUGAAGGAGCUGAGGGCUUUUCUCUCUUUUGCGGAAAUGCAAUGCCUAGCUGUUUCAGUCCAAUUUGAUGCUGCAGGAAAGCCUGUGUGCUUUUCUGUGGAGGACACGGUCCUGGAGGCCACUUUGGUGCUGGCUACCUUGAUUGACAGCGGAGGCCCCUCCCAACCAACAAAUACCCCAGACCCAAAUUCACCGAGGCGUACAGAUGCUGCAGCCAGAGAUCAACGCCUCAGUCAUUGUGCUGGCAUGAAAAUGGUUGCAUCCAGCCAGGGCAGCCCCACCAUUCCGUCAACCCCUCUGCUAGAGCUUCAUAACCGCAAGCUUCUUCGACUUGGCAACCCCUGUGUGACUGCGAGUCCCGCUUCCUCCGCGGUCUGCUCCCUCCUGUUCCGGGGAUUGUCAUCAGAGCAGGAUGAUGAGUGUGUGACUGUUUUGGCUUGCGACAGUGACAUGGAGGAAGACAAAUACUCGGCAGGAAGCCCCGAGUACUAAAAAAGGGAGAAAAAAGUGUUCCCUAAAUGUAUUUAUUGUAAGUUAAUUCCUUUGUCUAAUUGUUCACAGUCCUCAUUUUUAUCGAUCUGUUUUCAAACCUCCUGGUUCACGCAUUCUUUCAAGGAUGUAGUUAUUAAAUU